Cloeon dipterum is the source of this 989-nucleotide messenger RNA. It is a transcript of the gene Fgop2, whose product is annotated as Fibroblast growth factor receptor 1 oncogene partner 2. The transcript is spliced from 4 exons. NCBI's taxonomy places the organism in Eukaryota, Metazoa, Arthropoda, Insecta, Ephemeroptera, Baetidae. The coding region runs from base 102 to 695 and encodes 197 amino acids. The record is from RefSeq and is a predicted model, not a curated record.
AUUCCCAUUCCCACACAUCAUCUGGAGAACCAAAAUAAAUCGUCGCUGCUCUUCAUGUGUUUUGAUUCGUGAUUUUCGACCGAAAUUAGCUUGAUUCCACGAUGUCCAUCACCAUACAGGAAAUCCUGCAGGAUGCGAAGCGGCUGGCUUGUCGGCUGAAGGAGCACGAUUCGGCCGCCGACGAGCUGCUGUCCCAGUCGCAGAGCGUUUUCAAGCAAAUCGACGCCAUGAAACAGUACCAAGAGGAGCUGUGCGACCUGAGCGAGAUCUCGGGGACGCGGCCGCAGAGGGCCUUGGUGGCCAGCAUCCAGCAGGAGAACCGGCAGCUGCGCGAGCUGCAGCAGGAGAACCGCGAGCUGCGCGCCCUGCUCGAGGAGCACCAGAACGCCCUCGAGCUGAUCAUGUCCAAGUACAGACAGCACGUCUCGCAGCUCAUCAGAAACUCGCACGUCGACUUUGAAAAAAUGUCCAACAGCCAACUAACACAGAAAACCGUGGACCAAGCGGACAAAAUAUCCGAAAUGGCAGCCGUGAUGCAGCACGCCCUCAAACUGGACGAGGAGGACGCAAAUCGGGACGAAGAGCUGGUCGCCAGGCUCAUCACGGAAAACAGGAAUUUGCGAGAGUUGGUGCAGAUUUCGACGCAGUUUGGCUCCAUACAAAAAGCAGAAGAGGCCGACGAGAAGGAUUCGUGACCCAUGUCGUGAUGAGAAGGCGGGAAAGGGGCAAAAUAAAUUAAUCUGUAACCAAAAUUAUUGUAAUAUUAUCGCUUAUUGUAAUUAAAUGUGAUCUGAGGGUAAUUAAUUUAAAUUAUAUGUUGUGAAAAGACAAGGAAAAAUUCAUAAAAAUGCGAAAGCACUAAUCAAAAUAAUGCGUUUCGUGGAACUGAGUUUAUUGGAGGAGUUCUACUGUUUGUUAUUUCUCUCAUUUUGCUUUAUGGAAUCUGUUAAUGAGUUUUUUGUAAUAUAAAAAAAUUAUAAUACUGAUAA